Molecule: messenger RNA, 751 nt
Organism: Bombyx mandarina (wild silkworm)
Lineage: Eukaryota; Metazoa; Arthropoda; Insecta; Lepidoptera; Bombycidae
Product: eukaryotic translation initiation factor 4E
Biological process (GO): translational initiation
Cellular component (GO): eukaryotic translation initiation factor 4F complex; cytoplasm
Molecular function (GO): translation initiation factor activity; RNA 7-methylguanosine cap binding
Source: RefSeq, a predicted model, not a curated record
AUGGCUGGAAAUACUACAGAAGAAGUAGAGGGGUCUACUACCACUGAAACGAAGACCAACAGUAACGCGGAGGUGCCCCCUGAAUUUUUGAUCAAGCACCCGUUACAAAACCAGUGGAGUCUCUGGUUUUACGACAAUGACCGAAACAAAACAUGGGAGGAGAAUCUUAUUGAGUUGACUACAUUCGAUACAGUUGAAGACUUUUGGAGAUUGUACCAUCAUAUUAAGCUACCGUCAGAACUUCGCCAAGGUCAUGACUAUGCAGUAUUCAAGCAAGGGAUUCGUCCUAUGUGGGAAGACGAUGCUAACAAGAUGGGAGGAAGAUGGCUUAUCAGUCUUGAGAAAAAACAACGCUUUACUGAUUUAGAUAGGUUCUGGUUGGAUGUGGUUCUUCUUUUAAUUGGUGAAAAUUUCGAGAAUUCAGAUGAGAUUUGUGGUGCUGUUGUUAAUGUCAGACCAAAAGUAGAUAAAAUUGCUAUUUGGACAGCUGAUGCAAUGAAGCAGCAUGCGACUAUUGAAAUUGGGAAAAAACUGAAAGAACAGCUAGGGAUACACGGCAAGAUUGGUUUCCAAGUACACAGAGACACGAUGGUUAAGCAUAGUUCUGCGACCAAGAAUCUAUACACUGUUUAGUUUUGGCAUUACAUAUCUUGUUUGUAUCUGCAGAUUUAUGGGACGGACUGUAUUUAAUUGAAGUAGUUUAACUUAAUGGAAUAAAAUAUAUUCAGUACAUCCCAUAAACUGAAUUUAC